CCGGGCGGGUGGGGCAGCGGCCCUCGCUGCCCAGAUAACUGCGCCCGUUCCGCGGAGAUAAGGCCCCGGGGAGCGGGGGAGGGAUGCUGUCCCGAGCGGAGUUCAUCGCCCCGGGCCGCACAGCUCAUCGGCGGGUGAGGCUGAGACUCCCUGCGGUUACUCCUGCUGCCGCUUGCCUGUGUGGGAUCGUUCUCCGCCCGGGCUCCGCUGCUGUUAUUCGUCUUGCCUUCUGCAAGGGAAGGUUCACCCUCUGCUGUCCGGCUUAGUGAUCUGCUCCUUGCUGUGAGUGUAGACCGAAGUGAUUCUGCCCCUCUAUUCCUCUCUUGGGAGACCUCAUCUGGAAUACUGUGUUCAGUUCUGGAAUCCUCAACGUAAGAAGGAGAUGGAGCUGUUGAAAUGGGUCCAGAGGAGGCUACAGAGAUGAUCGGAGCACUGGAGCACCUUCCAUACGAGGACAGGCUGAGAGAGUUGGGGUUGUUCAACCUGGAGAAGAGAAGGCUCAGAAGAGACCUUAGUGACCUUCCAGUACCUGAACGGGGCCUACAGGAAAGCUGGAGAGGGGCUGUUCAUAAAGGCUUGUGGUGACAGGACGAGGGGGAACGGCUGGCUCGGAUCCAGACUGACAGUGUAGUCGAGAUGCUCCAGAAGCUUUAUCCUGACCACUGCUUCGAGAUCGUGGCCAUGUCAACAACUGGAGACAAGAUCCUGGACACAGCCCUUUCCAAGAUUGGGGAGAAGAGCCUCUUCACCAAAGAGCUGGAAAAUGCGCUUGAAAGAAACGAAGUUGACCUCGUGGUUCACUCCUUGAAGGACCUGCCGACUUCUCUUCCUCCUGGCUUUACCAUUGGUGCUGUCUGCAAAAGGGAAAACCCACUUGAUGCUGUUGUCUUUCAUCCCAAAAACUGUGAUAAAACACUGAGCCUUCUUCCUGAGAAGAGUGUGAUCGGAACCAGCUCACUUCGGAGAGCAGCCCAGCUCAAAAAGAAGUUCCCUCAGCUGGAAUUCAGGGAUAUUAGAGGGAAUUUAAAUACCCGCAUAAAGAAGCUGGAUGAGAAGGAAGAGUUCAGUGCCAUCAUCCUGGCUGCUGCUGGGCUGAAGAGGAUGGGCUGGGAGAAUCGCAUUGGCCAGCUCCUAAGCCCUGAGGAUUGUCUAUAUGCUGUUGGACAGGGUGCCUUAGCAGUGGAAGUUCGUGCCAAAGACCAAGAGAUCCUGAAUAUGGUGUCUGCCCUGCACGAUGCAGACACCGUGUUGUGCUGCAUUGCUGAGAGAGCCUUCAUGAAAACUUUGGAGGGUGGCUGCAGUGUCCCUGUCGCCGUCAGCAGCGUGCUGAAAGAUGGCCAGUUGUAUUUGACAGGAGCGGUCUACAGCUUGGAUGGGUCCGAUAGCCUGAAGGAGACAAUGCAGACCAGUGUUCACUACCCCCAACAGAAUGAAGAUGGACCCAAUGAUGAUGUGCAGCACGUUGGCAUCACAGCCAGGAAUGUCCCCAGCCAGGCCCAGGAUGCUGCAGAGAGCCUGGGUGUCGAGCUGGCCAGUUUACUGCUGAGCAAGGGAGCGAAGCACAUCCUUAGCGUGGCCAGGCAGCUCAACGACGCCCACUGAGCCUGCGGUGCUGUCGGCACACGCUGCAGCUCCAGCUCCAGCCAGCCUUGCUGCUGCACUUAUUGCCCUCCUUGGGAAGGAGGGAUUUACUUAAACGUUCACAACAGCCUUACCUGGGUACAAAAACUUGAAAUACCACGUUGAUGACCCUGUGAGCAGUUUAUGCUGCUUGGGGUUCUCAUCCCUCUGCAUUUCUCUAGCAAAGUG
Molecule: messenger RNA, 1809 nt
Organism: Cuculus canorus (common cuckoo)
Lineage: Eukaryota; Metazoa; Chordata; Aves; Cuculiformes; Cuculidae
Gene: HMBS
Product: hydroxymethylbilane synthase
Exons: 13
Coding region: 637-1602 (321 amino acids)
Biological process (GO): heme biosynthetic process
Cellular component (GO): cytoplasm
Molecular function (GO): hydroxymethylbilane synthase activity
Source: RefSeq, a predicted model, not a curated record